Messenger RNA from Trypanosoma conorhini, 528 nucleotides. Its product is annotated as central apparatus associated protein C1a-18. The record is from RefSeq and is a predicted model, not a curated record. The transcript has a single exon. Lineage: Eukaryota; Euglenozoa; Kinetoplastea; Trypanosomatida; Trypanosomatidae. The coding region runs from base 1 to 528 and encodes 175 amino acids.
AUGCAAAAGGAGGCUGACAGGGCGCGAAAGAGAAAAGACGACGUUCGCGAGGAGGAUGAGGUUGGCACCUUUUUCUCGGCUGACGGCAGUGUGUAUGAGGGGAAGGUGAGCCGGCGUGAGAUUCCUGUGGAAUUUCCGCCGGGAAUGCCGAUGCCGAUCCUUUCGUCCAGUUUGCGCGUCCAGCUGCCGCCGGAGCUGAUGCCCCAGGUCAUUCCAAUUCAAAAUGGGAAGGGAGUGUUUAGGGACGCGGGUGGCGCGAUCUACGAAGGUAGCUGGGCUGAGGGGGCCAUGUGCGGGGAGGGUGCGCUGCGGUUUCCGAGCGGGGCCACCUACACCGGUGGGAUGCGGGGGAAUAAGUUUUAUGGGACCGGCACGUAUUACUGGCCUGAUGGCUCUCGCUACGAAGGGCAGUGGGAAAACAAUAAGAUGCACGGGUUUGGCACCUACGUUGACGCUCAGGGAGGACGUUGGACGGGUAAGUUCUACCACGGCUGUGGUAUUGGCUUAUUGGCCGAAAUCCACCUGUGA